Molecule: messenger RNA, 7339 nt
Organism: Chrysemys picta bellii (western painted turtle)
Lineage: Eukaryota; Metazoa; Chordata; Testudines; Emydidae
Source: RefSeq, a predicted model, not a curated record
AUGGCGGCCCCAGCGCCCGGCGCCGGGAGGAGCCGCAGCGGCUGCGGCCGGUGCAGGGGCGGGUGAGGCGGCGGCGGAGGAGGCGGAGGCGGCGAUGGUGUCCCAGGCGGUGCAGCUGCUGCGGCAGGGCGUGUGGGCGGCGCUGACCGGCGGCUGGUACCACGACCCGGAGCAGAGCAAAUUCACCAACAGCUGCCACCUCUAUCUGUGGCUCUUCCUGCUGGCGCUGCCGCUCGCGCUGCACCUGGCUUUCCCUCCAAAUGCAGUGACAGUUUUCAUCUACUGUAGUUCUGUGACUGUGUUCUUCACAAUAAUAAAGGUAGUCAGUUAUCGUCUGCACCUUAUGUUUGAUAAAGGAGAAGUAAUUCAACAAAGGAUCUCGCGAAAGAAUGGAAGGCAAAGCAAAGAUAAAGAGACCAAAAGAGAAAAUGCAGUUUACUGCUCAAAUCUUAGCAAUAACAUAGGAGAGAAUGGUACAAUUGAAGAGGUCAAGCAAAAUGACUCGACCCCAACAAUCCAUGGCAGUUCAAGAGUACAGGCUAUAAACUUGCACCACUCUUCUGGAGUCAUGGAGCUGCCAACACAAGAAACUGUUGAAGAUCUCAAAGGGGUAACAAUGUUAGAAGACCAGGCUUCACCACCAGUUUUAUCUACCUCACCCUAUAUCAAAGCGGAUAUGUUACCUAUUUCCACAGCCCAUAUGUCAGAUUCUACCACAUCGGCAAUAGUAGCAAAACCAGCAGCUAUGGAGACAUUUAUCAGUAAUGGAACAAAUGAAAAAGAAGAGAAGCUGCACCCUUCCGCCUACUUUGGAUCAGAAGAUAUUCUCAUGGACAAAGAUCUGGUUAAAAAGUUGUCAAAUCUCUCUCUGUCACAGUAUGACAUUUUAAGAACUGGCAUUUCUUUUGAGCAAUGGGGCAGUGAAAAUUCAGUUAUUAUUUCAGAGCAUUUAAGUAAUCCAAAAAGUUACAAAAGAGAGAAAUUCCCAGAUGGAUCACCCCAUGAAAGCUUUAAUCAUAACUGCCCACAGUGUAAUACAAUUGCAACCAAAGAGACCGAUGGGCCUGUGGAAAUUUCUUUUCAUGUUGAUAACACCAAUGAAGAUCUUGAUUAUUCAGAUGGUGAGGUUGCUAUUGCUCUUGUUGACAGUUCUCUGCCUGGAGACCAACUUAAUUUACAUGAACCCAUUAAAAUAGUUAUUACAAUGAGUAGUACACCAAAUACAAUGAGUGAUUUAGAAGGUUCUCUCCAUCUGAAGGUGUCAGGUACUGAGAAAACUAGCUCAAACCCAGACUCUGGUGUAGCUAUAGCAGAUCUCCACAGUCAAAAAAAUAACGAACAGAUCAAAAUUCCGGUUAUAACUUUUGAAUUGUCUGAUGAUGGUGGAGGUAAUGUUCAUCUGGAAGCCAGUGAAAGUGAAAGAACCCCAGAACGUUUAAAGGUCGAUGCAUCAUCCAACCAGUGUUCUGGCUAUGAGUCUGGUGAUCUGGACAACGCAGUAAAGGACCAUAGCUAUCCUGCAAAUAACCAUUCAGAAACUAACACUCGUUUAGGUCCAAAUCUGGAGAAUGCUUCAGAGAAUUUGCUGGUCACCACUUCCAAUUCUAAAGAAAUUCAACAGAACCUUGAUCCUCUGUCUUAUAAAACUGCCCAUGAAAAGAGACACAUUCGAGUGCUGAGCGUAGACAGUGGGACAGACAUCUUUUUAAGUAAGAAUUCCAUUGAGAUAAUCAGUGAUAAAGAAAAGACCUUGCCAACUUCUAAAUCUGACUUAGAAGCUAAAGAAGGACAAAUACCCAAUGAAUCUAAUUUCCUGGAAUUUGUCUCCCUGCUGGAAUCCAUUAAUACCGCAAAGGUGACAGCGUCAAAUCAGUCCAAUAUCAAAACAGAGACUACAAAAGAUGAUGGGUUUGGUGGAGAUAGCCAUACAACAGAGAGAAAAGAAGAAAUGCUGGAAACAGAAAAGCACUACAAGCAUGUUUCUAAACAGGAAAGAUCAGAUGUACAAAGUCAAGAUUGGGCUAGUGCUAGUCCAGUGCUACCAGAGCCUGCCCAAUUUACAGCACAUUACCAGGGCAACAGGCAAAGGCAGAUAAUCUACCGCGUAACUUCCCAGCAAGAUAGUUCUAUCUUGCAAGUUAUAAGUGGACCUGAGGCUUCAAUGCAAGAUGAAAUAUCUGUGGACGCGAUGCAUGUGUUCAUAGAUGAGCAUGGGGAAAUUAGAUCCUGCUAUUUAAAGGCUGGCAGUCAGAAGGAAGGAAAUACUCGAUAUCAGACAUCAAAUUAUGAUUGUAUUUCUAAUGCUCAUGAAACACAGUUCAGUUCCUCUAGUACUACCACUUCGGAGAGUCAAGAACCAUCUUCAGGAGAUCACGCUGCAAGUGCACUCCAGCAGCAGCUCUUACUGAUGGUGGCACGAAGAACCCUUUCAGAAACACCACGGCAUCUGAGUCAGGACUUUGAGGACUCUUCAUGCUCUUCAGCACAACGAAAAUUUAACAGGCAGUUUUACAAAUUUAUUAUAUUUCCUGGCAAGUGGAUUAAAGUCUGGUAUGAUCGACUUGCCUUGUUGGCAUUACUGGAUCGGACUGAAGCUAUCAAGGAGAAUGUGUUGGCUGUUCUUCUAGUAGUUCUUGUCUCACUUCUUGGGUUCCUAACUCUGAACCAAGGCUUUUGUAAAGACAUUUGGGUCCUCCUGUUCUGUCUUGUCAUGGCCGGUUGCCAAUAUUCCCUUCUAAAGAGUGUUCAGCCUGACCCUGCCUCACCAAUACACGGACACAAUCAAAUCAUAAUGUACAGCAGACCAGUAUAUUUUUGUAUCUUGUGUGGCCUUAUUUUGCUGCUAGAUGCUGGAUCUAAAGACAAAAAUCCUUCGAUUUACACAGUAUAUGGCUUGAAGCUCUUUUCUCCUGGAUCUCUCCAAUCAGCCAGAGACCAUAUAAUAGUGUUUUUGUAUUGCUUCCCUGCAAUUUCUCUUCUUGGCCUUUUCCCUCAAAUCAACACCUUUUGUAUAUAUCUCUUGGAACAAAUAGACAUGUUGCUUUUUGGUGGUUCUGCUGCUACUGGAUUGAUAUCUGCCCUCUACAGUAUUUCUCGAAGCUUUGUAGUUGUGAUUGUACUGUAUGCUUUCUGCUUCAAUGCAGUGAAGGAACCAUGGGAUGCUCAACACAUUCCAGCACUGUUCUCUGCUUUCUGUGGCCUUUUAGUUGCACUUUCUUAUCAUCUUAGCAGGCAAAGCAGUGAUCCAUCUGUACUUAUGUCCCUUAUUCAAUGUAAAUUUUUUCCUCACUUUCUACGUCAAAAUUUGAGAGAUUCAUCAACAGAUGCAUUCCCAGAGAAGAUGAGAGAGUCAGUGAAGGAAAUCUUGAAAUCGGAUCUCAUUGUCUGCACAGUGGCUGCUGUUCUAUCAUUUGCAGUCAGCGCCAGCACUGUGUUUCUGUCAUUAAGGCCAUUUCUCAGCAUUGUGCUGUUUGCUUUAGCAUGGACUGUGGGAUUCGUAACACAUUACAUACUUCCUCAGCUCCGCAAGCAUCAUCCUUGGCUGUGGAUUUCACACCCCAUACUUAAAAACAAAGAAUAUCAUCAGCGGGAAGUGAGAGACACCUCACUUGGCCUCCUCUGUACAAGACCUGGUGCAGCCAUAGGAUGCUGGUUGCAACAAACAUCUAUACGGCCACAGUUUAUGUCAAUAACAUCACAACAUACCUCUGACCAGAACUUCAAAAUGCUGGAAUAUAAUGGUGAGAAGAAUCUCAGACUUUUUCUUCAGCUUAUUGGUGACCGGGCUGCUAGCCCAUCUAAUAUUUAUUUUCAGCUGUGGGAUCUACUGCAAAAAUUACAGUUUGUUAUGACAUACAUUGCUCCCUGGCAGAUUGCGUGGGGAUCUUCAUUUCACGUGUUCGCUCAGCUCUUCUCAAUACCUCACUCUGCUAUGCUUUUUUUUCAAACUCUGGCCACUUCGAUCUUUUCUACACCACUGAGUCCAUUUCUUGGUAGUGUCAUUUUUAUCACAUCAUAUGCCAGACCGGUCAAGUUCUGGGAGAAAAACUACAACACAAAAAGAGUGGACCAUUCCAAUACAAGACUGGCAAUUCAGAUUGAAAAGGACCCAGGAAAUGACGACAAUAAUCUCAACUCCAUUUUUUAUGAGCAUCUAACAAGAUCUUUGCAGGAGUCUCUUUGUGGAGAUUUGAUUCUUGGCCGCUGGGGAAACUACAGCUCAGGAGACUGUUUUAUUCUGGCAUCGGAUUAUUUAAAUGCCUUUGUUCACUUGAUCGAAAUUGGAAAUGGCCUCGUCACUUUCCAGCUCAGAGGGCUCGAAUUUCGAGGGACAUAUUGCCAGCAGAGAGAAGUGGAAGCUAUAACAGAAGGAGAUGAAGACAAUGAAGGCUGCUGCUGCUGUCAGCCAGGUCACUUGCCUCACUUGCUAUCGUGCAACGCAGCCUUUAACCUCCGAUGGCUAACAUGGGAAAUAACUCGAACCCAGUAUAUACUGGAAGGAUAUAGCAUCAUUGAUAACAAUGCCGCCACAAUGCUGCAAGUGUUUGAUCUGCGAAGAAUACUCAUCAGAUAUUACAUAAAGAGUAUAAUAUACUUUACAGCAAAUUCACCCAAAAUCUCACACUGGAUAAAAGAUGAAUCAAUCCAGAAGACACUACAGCCUUAUGCCAAAUGGCAUUACAUUGAACGUGACCUUGCAAUGUUCAACAUUAACAUUGAUGAGGACUAUGUUCCAUGUCUUCAAGGAAUAACCAGAGCUAGCUUCUGCAGUGUUUAUCUUGACUGGAUUCAGUACUGUGCUGGAAAAAGAAGGGAGCAUCUGGAUAGUGAUGAGGAUUCUCCUUUAGUAACUCUCUCCUUUGCCCUGUGUAUUCUGGGUAGAAGAGCUUUGGGAACCGCAGCCCACAAUAUGGCCAUCAGUUUAGAUUCCUUUCUUUAUGGACUCCAUGCUCUGUUCAAAGGAGACUUUCGAAUUACAGCAAAAGAUGAAUGGGUGUUUGCAGACAUGGAUCUAUUGCAUAAGGUGGUCGCUCCAGCAGUCAGAAUGUCCCUGAAGCUACAUCAGGACCAGUUCACCUGUCCAGAUGAGUAUGAGGACCCUGCAGUUCUGUAUGAGGCAAUCCAGUCUUUUGAGGAGAAGAUUGUAAUUUGUCAUGAGGGUGACCCUGCCUGGCGCAGAGCUGUACUCUCUAACAGAGAAGAGCUUCUCACCUUGAGACAUAUAGUGGAUGAAGGGACAGAUGAAUAUAAAGUUAUUAUGCUCCACAAAAGCUACCUGAGCUUCAAAGUUAUCAAGGUAAACAAGGAAUGUGUCAGAGGGCUUUGGGCUGGGCAGCAACAGGAGCUAAUUUUUUUGCGCAAUCGUAAUCCAGAGCGAGGUAGUAUUCAGAACAAUAAACAAGUCUUGAGGAACUUGAUUAACUCUUCAUGUGAUCAGCCACUGGGAUAUCCAAUGUAUGUUUCCCCAUUAACCACAUCGUACAUAGGGACACACAGCCAGCUGAUGAACAUUUGGGGUGGACCUAUCAGUUUGGACAACAUUAAAACAUGGUUCAGAUCCAAGUGGUUAAGAAUGCGGAAGGACUGUCAUGCAAGUCACAACAGUGGAAACAACAUUGAAGAGGUGGAGAGUGGAGGUGGGUCUUCAUCCAGAAACAAUUCCGCAAGUAAUUCAAGCCAGAGUAGUAGCUCACAACACACAAGAAAUGGAACCCCCCAGAUGCAGCCUUCUUCACAAGAUUCCCGUCAAUAUGCAGGCAGAAGAAAAUUCAGGAGUCAGUCUGUUCAGACACAUGCUGCCUUAAACCAGAGGCCACCGGUUUCAAGUCAUUCUGAACCACUUGUAGAAAGUUACCAGCCCAUUAUCCAAGCUUCCACAUCUGCCCAUGAAAUUGUCCAAAGGCUUUCCAGAAGCCAGUUGUCCUUCCACAAUUCAGUCACAUCUGUGUUUUCUCAGACCCCUGCCAUUCCUGCUAGUGGCCAGUUGACUGUCCAGGAUAGAACUGGAGCAAUGCUGAGGUCCAGUCUGGCCUCUUCCACCAGCUCUACUCUCAGCCUUCUGUUUGGCAAGAGAAGUUUUUCAAGUGCUUUGGUGAUUUCUGGGCUCUCGGCUGCUGAUGGAGGAAACACAACUGAUACCCAGUCAUCCAGCAGUGUCAACAUUACCAUGGGUCCAUCUGCUAGAGCUGCAAGCCAAGCAACACGGCAAUUCUCCGAGACUUAUGAAGUGACUGAUGCUACAAAAUCUAGACCGCGAAAAGACCUAGGUCCUGCCCGAGCCAUUUUUGAGCAUCAUAAUCUGGAGUGUAGAAGAGCCAGCCAGGAGGAUAUGGCACUGGAGGAUACAGCUUCUCAACAGAGCCUUUCAGAAGAGCAGUGAAGAAUAUUCCUAGUUCAAGGGCCAGAUGUACUCCUUCAAAGUAAAGAACAACACAUCUAGGUCAGUCAGCUGCAGUUAUUUCAAGUGUAACAACAAACCUCAAAAACGCUUUAUUUUUCUAACUUCGGAGAGAGAAUCCCAUAGUGCAGAUGUUCUUCAGCAAAAAGGCUUGGCAUGUGGGGAUGGAAGGACCUUUACAGAAUUUAAAGAUGUCCUAAAAUGCAGUGCAACUUCAUCUCAGGUUUUUGACAUUUCUAAAACAAUGAAUAAACUCUGCCUGAUAUCCUUCCCCCGCAGCGGUGCUGACACACUUGUGGUGGAAAUCUGGACAUGCUCAAAAAGAAGCAUGCGUGGAAGUGCAAGUGAAAGCAAUAGAAGAUCUUAAUACAACUCGGCGAAAAGCACACAGACAUCUGUUUCCUGCCAUAAUGAAAAAGAGGACUGCAUGUUAAAUAAUUGGCAUUUUAUACAUAAUGCAUCACAAAGAAAAAUUCUGACUAGAAGCAAUGAACAUGUAAUAGGAUAGUACAAUAAACACUAACAUUAGAGCUGAAUCUGCGAAUUUUUAAAGGCAAACCUCAUUCUUCCUUUUCCUUAAAGUGUUACACAGAUGGUAAUUAUGUAUAGCAACAUAUUAAUAUAGGUGAAGAUAUACUGCAUGCAGCCAUGUUGAAAUAUUGUAUGAAAGAGAUAGACUUACACAUUGCAAUAAGGCAAGUUUUGAGAACAAGUAUAGCCAGUGCAUGGAAAGCCUUCACAAAGCAUAUGGUGCUCCUUAUUUGCAAACAAAGCAGUUUUAUAUACAAAACUGCUCUUAUAUGUAAUCUCGCACUCCUGUUCAGUUUACAGGAAUGCAUGCCUAUAUCUGAAGCCAAGAGGCUAAAACAAAUCCUUAAUGUACUAUAGUAUAUACACACACAUGCUCAUAAAUUUUUUUUGUAAUUAAACUAUUUACAACUA